This is a messenger RNA of Diaporthe amygdali, 3912 nucleotides long. RefSeq lists its product as uncharacterized. The record is from RefSeq and is a predicted model, not a curated record. The transcript has 2 exons. Lineage: Eukaryota; Fungi; Ascomycota; Sordariomycetes; Diaporthales; Diaporthaceae. Bases 1 to 3912 code for a protein of 1303 amino acids.
AUGCUACCGGUACCACCAGCCUCCCUUAGUCGAGGGGGCUCCCCUUCCACGAUACAGAGCACCAGUCCCUCGGAUGAUAGAGAGACAACAGAGUCUACUUUCAGCGAGAUCCAGGUCGAGGUCAAGGUUGGCGACAACGGCGACAUCGAGGUCAAAUCACCUGUUCUGGAUUCCAUGCAACGCGCCGCCCACAACACCCCUCUUCCCAACGGGAAUGGGGGCGACGGAGGAAGUGGUAGUGACCGCCCCUCCCCAACCCCCAUUCGAACCAGGCCAGAACCAUAUUACAGCAACGAGGACAUCACGAUCCUCCACGAAAUCGUCACUAAUGGCGAGGAAAUUCUUGACUCGCUUCCCGAGCGAGAACGACUCCCGACGAACGCGCUAUUCAUCGCUGCAGACACUAUUCUUCCCAAAUAUGGCUACGAUUCAGAGGAUGUCCCACACAUCUCGCGCCUGUUGUUCCGCAUCGGUGGGGAGAGGAAUCAGGAGACGUUGGUGGAAAAGUUCAGAUCCUUGUUAGCGAGCAUGGGCAUUGAAGUUGUCUAUACGGAUGACUCGAUGAGUUCAAUGGCUGAGGACGGCGACGAUGCGGACUUGACUGAUGGCGACCAGACAGGAGGCGGGCCGACCCCAAGGCCACACAUAAUUCAGCGGGACGAAUCUUCACCGCCGGAUCCGGGCCUUGCGCUACAGGUUCCGCCGCAGGACAGGUUCGGCUCGCCCAGUCCAAUGCACUACGCGCCACACCGGAGACGCAACUCGGAUAGCAUAGCUCUGUCCUUCGUUGCACCUGGGAACGAGUUGUCCAAUGCUGAAUCUCCGAUUCGGCACACCAGGGCGCAUUCAGCAGCGGGCGAGACGCCGGACUUGAACAAAAAGGGCGUGAGAUUCUCGGACGUGGUGGAGACUCAGAGUAUCUCCGAACGUUCCUGGGAGCAGAACGCCAGCGGGCCCUCUACCAUCGAGAAUAUCCCUUACCGUCCCAAACCAGGGGCCAGCGCGGAACCCGACGGUUCGAGCCAUGGGCUUAAUGGUUCAGCCCAAGUUCGACCGCCAAGUUCGGCGCAAGAUACCGAUGCCCGGCCUUCGACUCGGGCAGAGAACCGGGAUCCUCCAGACUUCAGUAAUUUUGGCCAACACGCACGAUCCUCAGAGGGACAAGCGAAAGAAUAUCUGCCAAAUGGUGUGAUGUCGGACGAAGACGUCUCCAGCAGCAUGGACUUGGUCGGCGAGGAGGCCGAUUACGUCGAGGAGCCAAGUCUCCCUGAACACCCCCCACAGUAUGAGGAAGAGCAUGACACCCGAGAAACAGAACGCAUCGAUGAAGAAUAUAACGAUUUACGACACGACGAAUACUCGGUAAAAUUACCAUUCAGGGACGCUUCCGACGAAAAGGAUAUGAGCAAAGCCCAGGUUAACUAUCUGAUGUCGAGAGAGCAGAUGUUUAGGAUGUCAUCCUUCAACCAUUGGGCCAGGAUAGCCCGCCAGACAAAAACUCGGAACAUCGAAUUGGAAGCGAACGCGGAGGUGUGGGAUGCGUGGGGGACAAUGGGUGAUGCUCUUGAGGUCUGGAUCGAAACUGCGCUUACUAUGCACAUCGACGAGAAUGAUGGUCUCCGAGCUUAUCAAGAGCACAUGCGCGAAUUGGAGGGCCUCGAACGUGACAGAGAGUCUGCCGAGCGCGGCGGCGAAGCUGCUGCAGCAGUCCCACCAGUUCUCCCUGGCGAAAGUGUCCAGCCUCGCGUCCGGCAAUCUAUCGAACGCAGCAGAUCAUCUGCUGCGCCUUCCAGGGCAGUGUCUGAAUUAAAGGACGCGGAUAGAGAGGUCAUGGGCAAAUCACCAUCAGUCGAGAGAACAUUUGUUGAGGAGUUGCCAUAUCGGCCAGCACCGGACAGGCGCUUUCAAGAAUUUCAAGCUCAGCAAAUGCAAUCCUUCAGCAGCGAAUGGGAUCCGAAUAUCGGUUCCAGGCAGGAUUCAUUCUACGAUGCCCCGGAAGAGCGAGACGAGGAGGCAUGGCUCGACAGCGACCUCAGCCUUCGCUCACAGUACCACAUCGCAGCUGCGGCAUGGGACUACUUCAUCCUGUCGAAAGCCUUCACACACUGGGCUAAUCGUGCAGAGGAAGAAGAGCAACGCACGCAGGUCGCGAGACGCCACAUUCUUCGGAAGAAGUGCUUCAGCGCCUGGAUUGAGGAGGGAGAAAGAGAAGAAUCUGAAUCAGAGAGCAAGGCAGUGUGGUUUUCUCAGCUGGUCGCUAUGAGGGACUGGCGAGAUGCUGCAGAGUCUCAAUCCGGCGAGCAUAGAAGGGCCCGGGCGCUGGCCAUUCGCAGAUAUAAGCGUGACUUAGCUGAAGGUGCGCUCAUCGUGUGGUAUCAGGAAUCCAAGAUGCGACUGGCUCUGGCAAUCGACCAUACUCGCUUGCGGUCAGCCUGCUUCCACCACUGGCAGGGUGAGUCUGGCUGGCUCUCUUCUGCGCACGAGGAAGCCGAAGGCAUCUUCCGAGGUAGCAUGCUCGGGAGGUACAUGAGGCACUGGAAGACAUCAGCGCGCGUACAAGAACGAGCCGAAGAUGGCGCCGGACCGAUCAUUAUUCGUAGGGACGAGUUUCUGAGGUCCGGCCUGUCACUGGCUUGGCGUCAGGAAUCAGAGGAGUGCAAAGGCCGCGAAAGGGUCGCCAUACUCCAGGAUCUAAAGGAGCAUGCGAAGCACUGGAUGUACGAGACGAGGCUGAGAGCCUGGCAGGAAGAGCAGGAUACAGAGUUACUCGACAGUUCCACGUAUCACUGGUACUGCGAAUGGCGAUUGAUCUUGUGCAAACGCGUCACUGAGCGACAGGACCGGGCUCGUUUCUGUGAAAAAUGGACCGACGCGGCGAGACAGUCGCACACCAACAGCCGCAAUAUGCGCCACCUGGCCCGUGAAGUUCGCUACCAUGACUCGAUCACCGGCUUCUUCAACGCCUCGAUAGACGCCAUCGAACAACUCGAAGAAGGAGCCAUGUACGCCCGCGGCAUGAUCCUUCGGCGCGUGGUACCGAAAACUAUCGAGCAGUGGAGUCGUCAACUCGAGCCUGUCACCCGGCUACAAAACUGGUCUCGUCUGGGGCGUUUCUACUCUAUUAGUGAUAGCGUGCUGAAGCAUUGGCGCGAAGUACGCCGGCAAGAAUGGCAAAGUCGCAUGCGCAAGUUGUACAAGGAUUUUCGCUACCGCGUCCGAUGCGACACGCUCAGGGAAAGCCUCGACUCGUGGCGGCAGAAAUCUGCAGACGUCGUAACUAGUGGCUGGGAAGCAGACGACAUCCGCGCCGAGGACGAUGGCGGCUUUAUCUUCGACGUCGCGCAGGCUUGGCGCGAGAAGCACGAGUACUACACCUUCUCCGUCGAGGUUGCCGAAGACGCCGACAAAGAGGCCCACCUCGUGCUCUGGCACUCACUUAUUGAGGCGCAGGAGGAGGGUCGGCUCGACGCAGCCGAGUACAACUUUGCGCAGACAGCGUCGCAGUACUGGGAGUCCUGGGAGCUGGCGUCAGUAGCCCUCCGGGGCCGCGAUCGCGCCGCGCACGAGUUUAUGGGCCACAAUUCGCGACGGGACCGGCGCCACUUUUUCGGUGUUUGGGCCUCGCAGACGAGCGGCGUCGGACCGGGCGGGGACCGCGUGCCCGAGCUCGGCGGCAUGAUGGACUUCCGGGCGACGAGGCGCAACUCGAGGUGGAACACGCCCGCGCCCGUAAACGACGGGAGGAGGUCGAGGAUGGUCACCGACUACACGCCCUUCCGGACGCCCGCGCGGCCGAGCUUCACGCCUGCCAGGCCGAGCUUUCUCAGCAGGGUGACUAGCACUACGCCCGCGUACAAGCCACCGAGCGAGCUGACGUUUGAGGAUGAAGAGGAUCAUGGUCUGGUGGCUUGA